This is a messenger RNA of Penicilliopsis zonata CBS 506.65, 3044 nucleotides long. RefSeq lists its product as hypothetical. NCBI's taxonomy places the organism in Eukaryota, Fungi, Ascomycota, Eurotiomycetes, Eurotiales, Aspergillaceae. Bases 297 to 2774 code for a protein of 825 amino acids. The transcript is spliced from 6 exons. The record is from RefSeq and is a predicted model, not a curated record. Gene Ontology annotation, molecular function: RNA binding.
CAAACAACAGAUAAGUCAGGAAGAAAGACGCAGCAUAGAAAUUUGAGAAUGAUUACCUGAAUCCCUCUGUAUUCUAGCAGUCGCUCUGCCCCUCUGCCUUAAGUACCUGGUGCGAACGCCGAACACUGACUGAACGAACAGUCGGUUCAGAUCGCGCUCUGCCAGCCCCACCUUAGCUUUAUUCCAGAAUAAAUCCUCCUUCCGGCCGCCUCCUCUUUCGCUCCCCCUCCCCAAGGGAAGGAUUUUCCAGGACACCCGUGGAGUGUAGAUGAAUCGGCUGCUCUGCUUCAGUCUACAUGACGCCCAGUCCGCCAGAUGAAGCUCUUCACUUCCGUGGAAAGACUCUGACUCCCGAGAGCCCGCGCCCGCUUCAUGUAGCGGAACCGACCAAUAUCCCGGUGCUUUUCAAUCAAAUGGACCCCGUCCUGAAUGAUACAGCACACUAUAAGCAGUCGGAGUCUGACCAUGGAAGUCAUAUGUCAUCAGAUCCCUCCUCCCAGUUAGCCCAAGACAUCUCCAACGACCCCUCCCAACCCCCCUCUGUCUUUGUCUCCUCCCUCCCUUUCUUUCCAACCGUUCCGGUGACGGCGACUGCCGACGAGCCUAGGCUGGACCUGGACCUGCCCUUCAAGACGCAGCAUCGCCACUCAGAAUCCCAAAACCCGCGCAAUCCCGCUGCUGCCGGGGAAGAAGGCGUCGACUUCCAGAACCUCCUUGAUAACCUGCCCCCUUCUUCUUCCUCGACUGCCGCCCCCGUGCUCGUGAAGAAUGCCCAUCAAGCAGCGGAGGACCCUGCUCUCACACCCGCUGCUGAGGAGUCUGUACAUACUCCCCUAGGGCUCCCUCCUCGGCCCCCGCCCCAGAACAACUACCCCAGUGAUGACUUCCAUCCAUAUCAUCCCCUCCCUGCCCCUUCUUCAACAACCAAUGCACCUCCUUAUCCAUCCCAACAGAGUAAUUACCCCCUGGCUACGACAGGCGCUCCCGGCACCUCCUCCGGGUCCAGUAGCCUACCCCCUCCCCCGGUAGCCACUUUCCAGCAGCAGCCGCAGCAGCAGCAGCAGCCUGUCCCUGCCCCAGCUGCGGGAGCCCCCGAAUCCCCCAAACAAGCAAAUACCAGGAGUAUACGAGUGGAGCGGCUAGCAGGACGCCAGUACAAGCCGGGGGAUGAUGAUGCACCGUGGGGGCCUGAAGUACAGAAAAAAUAUGACGAGUUUCUCCAUGAUGAGAGAAUCUAUGUAACAGAGGGGCUCUGGGACCGCUUUCCUCCAGGAUCCAGGCUCUUUGUUGGGAACUUACCCACCGAAAGAGUGACAAAGCGGGAUUUAUUCCAUAUUUUCCAUGAAUUUGGCAAACUGGCUCAAAUAUCGAUUAAACAGGCCUAUGGUUUUAUCCAAUUCCUUGAUGCAUCAGCCUGCCACCAAGCACUCCUAGCAGAACAGGGUGUAGUAGUGAGGGGAAGAAAAAUACACCUUGAGAUCUCUAAACCACAGAGAAAUACCAAACCUGGCGCACCACCCUCUGCUGAUCCGGUAAAACCCCGACGUUCCCGAUCUCCUCCGCCAAAGCGCUCCCGAUCCCCAGAAUACCUUCGGAAUGGCCACGGCACCCGUGGCCGCGGUCAGGGCGAUCGUUUUGAUCGCCCGUACGAGGCAGGCCGAGCCCCGUUCGGCAACUUCCGUGAUGAUCCGGCGUCCCGUCGACGGGAUGAAUAUAGACCCCCUCGUUCGCCGUCGCCACGAGGCUUCCGUGGAAGAGAGGACUAUUGGCCCAGGGACAGGUCCCCUGAGAGAUUCGAUCGACGGGACAGAGAUGGGAGAAGGCGCUCCCGGUCACCGUAUGGUAGGGACAGAAGAUAUCGCAGUCCAAGCCCACGACCUCGAAGCGGUUAUGAGGGUGACGCGGACCUACCGGUGCCUCGGCGGGCCCCCAGAGAUGUUCCAGAUGUGCAGAUCCUGGUCCUAGAAGAAAUUGACCGGAACUUCCUUCUCCACGUUGAAAGCGCGUUCCGCAACCGUGGAUUGAGAGUCGAUACACUGACGCUGGGUCCUCGGAUUCCCUUGGCUGCUGCUCUCCACCGUCAAAUCGUCGAAGGUGUCCCCGCAAUUGUGAAGCUUUCGCGCUCCCAUCAGUAUUCAAGCAAGAUCUUUCUACAGACGUUUGAUCGAUCUGGUGGCGCAGACAACGUCCGUUCUAAUGACUAUCCUGAUAUCGACGCCAAUGCUGCUGCCGACUUUGUACUCCGUGCCCAAGCAAUGCAGCGUAGCGGUGUGCCCGUUUCGUAUCCUUCUAAUUUACCAUUCACCAUGCCCGCAUUUCCACCCACACAGGCUGCUCAGCCUGUUUCAAUGCCCUCCUCGCUUCCUCAACCUCCGAAUAUUGCCAACCUCAUCGGCUCUUUGGACGGGCCUGCGCUUCAUUCACUGUUAGGCGCACUUCAGCAGCAACAGCAGCGAGCAAACCCCAUGCCAACGGCACAGCCGUCCCUUCCCACAACAAACUCUAUACCCGGUGCAGACCUGGCCAACCUGCUAAGCAAUGCAGCUCGACAGACUACUCAAAUCCCACCCGUUCUUGCAUCAGGCCAGCAGCAGCCGGUCCUUCACCCUCUCCCCCAGUUCCCAAUGCAGGCACCGAGCGCUCCGAUGAUAUCCGACCCGAAUCUCAUCUCGUUGCUUGCCAAGGGCCUAGGAGGACAACAACCGCAACAGAACCAAGGGACCAAUCCCGACAUCCACAACAUCAUGCACCAGCUGGCGAAAUGGAAGCAAUGAAACUCAUGCCUUGUAUUGUUCUCUAGGGAGCUUGGCGUUAAGAUUAGAAGAGUUUGUAACCCGUCCUCCUUGCUGGUAGGAUUCUUGUGAUCAUAUUUUCUUUUCUUAUAAUGAUGAUUGAGCGAUUAUGAUUUUCUUCUGUACCUGUUACUACUUUAUAGGGCAACUAGGAUCUUCUCCCACCAGGCAUACUACUCCGUACACACACACACACACACACACACAGUUUGAAGUCUUGUUAAUAGUAAUGAGAUAAACACAAUUUUACAG